This is a messenger RNA of Aphanomyces invadans, 781 nucleotides long. RefSeq lists its product as hypothetical. The coding region runs from base 303 to 680 and encodes 125 amino acids. NCBI's taxonomy places the organism in Eukaryota, Oomycota, Saprolegniomycetes, Saprolegniales, Verrucalvaceae. The transcript is spliced from 3 exons. The record is from RefSeq and is a predicted model, not a curated record. Gene Ontology annotation, molecular function: DNA binding; zinc ion binding.
UUUCUCGACUUGCAAGUUGAUGGUGACCCCCUCAAUGCGCCCCAUUCUGGGGAGACAUGCCGCUCCUCGUUGUGCACACGAAGAGGUUGUUCAUAUUGGAACAGGACGAUGAUUGGUGGACGUUACGUGGCACGAUUUAGUCGAAGAACACGCGAAAAGGCAACCAACCCUUGUUCACGUCGUCUUUCGUGUCCCCAGUCCAAGCCGGACGCUUGCUCUCCGCCGCGGCUAGCUUGCCAUCUGCGCACCGGUCCGCAGUCGCGCGCGCGUGUGUCCUGCCACCGCCUGUGUUGGCGACCUCCAUGCAUACCGUGAGUCAAGUUCCGACGGCCUGGUCUCAGUGCAAAGAUGCUGUCAUGCAAGUGGCACACACGUCGACGACGACGUGCCAGGCUUGUGAAACCAAGAUCUCGAGCGGCCAACUGCGACUGGGAGUCAUGUAUCUGCACGUGGAUGGGUUCAUGCUGGUUGAGUGGAUUCACCUGUCGUGCCAGCCUUGGCUCGUCACGGCCUUCGAUACCAUCAGCUUCAUCGACCGCGGGUGUCUGAACGGCGAUCAAGCGCAGAGCAUUCGACAAUGGCUCACGAGUUGCCAGUGCCAACUCACAGAAAGUUCAGCCAGCGACAUCUUGGCAUUGGAGGCAUGGAAUGCUGUCGUCCCCAUGACCUCGUCGUUGUAAACAAACCCAAUGAGUGUUCAUUCGCGUCUGUGUUCGACGUGCUCCAGCGUCCGUUGUGCCCUUUCAUGGGCGUCCCAACUUCGACCUUGAUUGCAGCUUAC